AUGGCGGGCACGCCCGCGCACGUGGAAGCGCUGGAGGCGUUCGCGAGGCUCGACGAGCGCGAGCGCGUCGCGGACGGACUCGUGCUGGACGUCGUGCGCGAGAUCGCGGACACGGCGAGGGUUCGGCACGAGUGGCGACUCGUCUCCCCCGCGGUCGCGUCGCUCCUCCGCGCGUCGCUCCUCGAGCACGCGAAGCGCGACGACGACGCGUCGGCGAAGGCGGCGACCGCGACGCGCCAGAACGAGGAAGGCGAUGAGGCGAACGAGGACGACGACGCCGUCGUCGUCGGCCCGCCGCGGCCGCCCGCGGCGUCGCGCGAGGACGACGUCGAGGACAUCCUCGGAUCGCUCGCCGCGUUUCGCCGCGACCCGCCGUUUACGAUUCAACGCGUCUGCGAGCUCGCGCUGGACCCGCGCGCGUACUACGCGACGUUCGACAAGCUGAAGCACGCGAUGGAAAAACUCUUGAUGGUCACCGGCACGGUGGAGAACGGCCUCGGCGACGCCGUGGACGCGGGAGGGAGGCGCGACGGCGAUCGCGAGGAGGACACGCGCGCGGCGAAGAGGCACAAAGCCGAUCCCGCCAACGCGGAGCAGAGCGCGUUCGUGAGCUCGCUGAUCGCGUCGCGGGCGACGACGGCGGCGGCGGCGGCGGCGGUAGCGGCGGCGGCGGCGGCUUCCGGGGUGGGCGGUGGCGGCGGCGGCGCGGGGACCGAGCGCGCGAUGGAGGAUCUGACGUCGCGGGAGGAGAAGAAUCCGCGGGAGACGACGGCGCGAGAAUUCGAAAACGCGUCGGCGGCGGCGGCGGCGGACGCGACCGCGGGGGACGACGGCGCGGACGCCGCCGAGGCGGCGCGCGCGGCGGAGGCGAUGUCGACGUCGCCGAAAGCCGGGAUGGUUGAGUCGUAG
Micromonas pusilla CCMP1545 is the source of this 909-nucleotide messenger RNA. RefSeq lists its product as uncharacterized. Bases 1 to 909 code for a protein of 302 amino acids. Gene Ontology annotation, molecular function: protein phosphatase regulator activity. Gene Ontology annotation, cellular component: cytoplasm; protein phosphatase 4 complex; nucleus. The transcript is spliced from 2 exons. The record is from RefSeq and is a predicted model, not a curated record. Lineage: Eukaryota; Viridiplantae; Chlorophyta; Mamiellophyceae; Mamiellales; Mamiellaceae.